This is a messenger RNA of Myxocyprinus asiaticus (Chinese sucker), 432 nucleotides long. RefSeq names its product nudix (nucleoside diphosphate linked moiety X)-type motif 2 (gene nudt2). Bases 1 to 432 code for a protein of 143 amino acids. Lineage: Eukaryota; Metazoa; Chordata; Actinopteri; Cypriniformes; Catostomidae. The record is from RefSeq and is a predicted model, not a curated record. The transcript has 3 exons. Gene Ontology annotation, biological process: ATP biosynthetic process; AMP biosynthetic process. Gene Ontology annotation, molecular function: bis(5'-nucleosyl)-tetraphosphatase (asymmetrical) activity.
AUGGACCAUGUGAUAGCAUUGCGGGCGUGUGGAUUUCAACCUCCCCCAGAUAAUAUAGAGAUCCUACUGCUACAAACAUCCUAUGGGGAACACCACUGGACACCACCCAGAGGUCAUGUUGACCCUGGAGAGGAUGACUUGACCACUGCUUUGAGAGAGACUCAUGAGGAAGCAGGUUUGGGUAAAGAUCACCUGCGCAUGGUAGAUGGCUUCCUGCAGAGGUUGCACUAUCCGGUGAGGGGAAAGGACAAAGAGGUUCUCUACAUGGUGGCUGAACUCUGUGACCUGAACACAAGGGUCAUCCUCUCCGAAGAACACCAGGAUUAUCGCUGGGCCAAACUAAAGGAAGCCUGUGAACUGGCAAAAUACCAGGAUUUACAGGACACACUUACAGCAGCGCAGCGGUAUAUAGAGACAGACGGCAAACAGUAA